AUGAAGAAGAUAUCGCAAACCUGGAGGCAGCAAAAGCCCCAAUGUGGUGGCAAUGUUGGUAAAUCAACAUUCCUCAAGUCUCAGAGUGAUAGUAGUGGAGGUAGUAGUAGUUUUUCCAAACCAAUCACAUCCACUGUUGUUGCUCAGAAACCUGUUCUGCUUGUAGGAAACAGUAUACAAGAUGAAAACCUUGGAAAUUGUAAAGGUGUUCAUGCUAGAAAACGACUUGGUCAGCACACAAUUCUUGUUUCAAAAGCUAAUAGUCCCAUCUUUCAUGCUGAUAAAACCUCUGUUACCACAAACAAAGAAAUUGAUAUUGACAACAAAAAAAGGAGAGUUUUACCAGCAUCGAUUGGUUUAUUCGAAGUACCCAGGAGGUCACCUAGGCUUCGCACAAAAAAUGCACCAAGAUGUUUUCCAAACUCUUGUUCUACUCCAUGUACAAAUAAGGAAAAUUCUUCCUGUGUCGUCACUGGAGUGGUUUCUAAAGCUGAAACUCCAGGGAAGUUGUCUGUUAGCUGUACAUCUAUUACUAGUAUGGAAUCUGAUAUUGAUGAUGAUAUGCUAUUACUUGCUGAGCAGUUGGAGGCUGAAUAUAUCACUGGACAGAAACAUAAUGCAUCCAUAGUUUCUGGUAAAAUCUCACAAGCUCCCGUAAAUUCUAGUUCAAAGACAAGUAAGGGUAUUAAACAAAUCAGCAGCUGUAUACAGAAGUCUGAUGCUGGAGACUCUCAUGUUACAGCUGAUGUAACUGAAGAUGAUGAUACUACAUUUACUAGUAAUGAAAUCAAAACAAAUACUACUAAUUUUACGAAUAUCAUUCAAAAGCAAUUGACUCUUGACGAUGGAAAAACAAUCAAAACAAACACAAUAAAUUUGAGAAACUCAAUGCAAAUGAAGAAAAGAGAUAUAAAAAUGUGCAAUACUUCAAAAAAUAAUGUUCAAGUUACAGAUACAGAUGAUGAACACUUACUGUUUUGUGUCAACCCAAAACAACUUUUCUCAGGAAUACUUCCAAACUUAGGGAAUGAAUCACCAACAAACGUGAAUGGGACAGUUUAUUGUGUGGAUUCCCAGAGCCCAGACGGAUUAACUCACCAUAUACAACCACUACCUCAUAAUACUCUACAAGUUAACAAAACUGUGAAGCAAGACAAACAUGCAAGAAGGAAGAAAUCUGAAAUGUUGGAUGAUAGAGUGAAGGAGAAUGUAGAUGCUGUGCAGAACACUGGAAGUGCUGUCAAAUGUAAUCAAGGUGCUAGCACAAGUGCAAUAAAUCAACAAAAUAGCAAUUCCGAUUGUCAAAAGUCGCCUGUUGAGUCAACACCAAACAGAAAACUACUUUCAUCAUGGGGUUUGCCUUCGAGUGUACUUCAACGCUACCAUGACAACAAAAUCACUGAGAUGUUUGAUUGGCAAGCAGAGUGUCUCAGUCAAGGCAAGGUGCUAUCAGGCGGUAACCUAGUGUAUUCAGCACCAACCAGUGCAGGAAAAACAAUGGUUGCUGAAUUACUAAUUUUGAAGAGGGUAUUAGAAACAAAACAGAAAGCUAUUGUCAUUUUACCAUUUGUUUCUGUUGCUCGAGAGAAAAUGUUUUAUUUACAGAGAAUGUUUGAAGAGUGUGGUGUUAGAGUGGAAGGAUACAUGGGUAAUAUGUCUCCUGCUGGUGGAUUUGCUUCACUAGAUGUAGCUGUCUGUACUAUUGAAAAAGCUAAUAGUUUGAUUAACAGGUUAUUGGAGGAAAAUAAACUAAAUCAGCUUGGUGCUAUUGUAGUAGACGAGUUACACAUGGUAGGAGACUCACAUAGAGGUUAUCUUCUUGAACUCCUACUGACAAAAAUCAGAUAUGUUAGCAGUAAAGUGGUCCAGAAAAAAGAAGAUACCGGUACUAAUGGUGACAAGAUAUUAUCUAAUACCAACCCUAUUCAGAUUAUUGGAAUGAGUGCUACAUUGCCAAAUCUAGACCUCUUGGCUCGAUGGUUAGAUGCAGAUCUCUACAAAACAGACUUUAGACCAGUACCAUUGGAAGAAUGUGUCAAGAUAGGUGACAAGAUAUACAAUUCUGAACUGAAGAAGUUACGAGAAAUUAGUCCUGCUGUGCAAGUUUCUGGCGAUGAUGAACACAUCAUACCACUGUGUUUUGAAACUAUUACUAAUGGUCACUCAGUGCUGAUUUUCUGUCCUACUAAAAACUGGUGUGAGAAGUUAUCAGAGAUGAUUGCUAAGCAGAUUUUUAAAGUAUUUCAUCAAUUUGUUAUUGUAGGUCCUGUAAAGGCAUCUCAACUUGUUCCUGCUCAGUUCAACAAACAGGGUAUCAUUGAUGUACUAGAACAGCUGAAAAGAACACCAGUUGGUAUUGACUCAGUCUUAAAAAGAACAGUACCAUAUGCAGUAGCAUAUCAUCAUGCAGGUCUGACCUUUGAUGAAAGGGACAUCAUAGAGGGCGCUUUUCGACAGGGAAUACUGAAAAUCUUGAUUGCAACGUCCACCUUAUCAUCAGGUGUGAAUCUUCCAGCAAGACGUGUUAUCAUCAGAACUCCGAUGUUUAAUAGACGUUUACUGGAUGUAUUGACAUAUAAACAGAUGUCUGGUAGGGCUGGCAGGAAGGGAGUGGACACCAUGGGUGAAAGUAUUCUCAUAUGUAAAUCAAAUGAGAGAAGUAAAGGACAACAUCUGAUGCAGACGGAGCUAAAACCAGUGUGUAGUUGUUUGGUAAAAGAAAAUGGUGAAGAAACUACAUCCAGUAUGAAGAGAGCUAUUUUAGAGGUGAUUGUAAGUGGUGUCGCAACCAGUCCAUCCGAUGUCGAUAAAUAUGCAUCGUGCACACUACUAGCAGCAAGUUUGACUACUUCAGAAUCUACAUCAAACUUUGGUAGUAUUCAGAAUUGUAUCAAGUUCUUGGUGGACAAUGAAUUCAUAAGACUACAUCAAGUUAAAAAUGGUGCAGAAAGCAGUGAUAAAUAUGUGGCUACUCAGCUCGGCUCGGCUACAUUAUCAUCAUCAUUAUCACCAGAUGAAGCAUUGGUGGUAUUUUCAGAACUACAAAGAGCCAGGAAAAGCUUUGUCCUAGAAAACGAACUGCAUAUUCUUUAUCAGGUAACUCCCAUCUAUGAUCAAGGCAUUGUUAAUGACUGGUACAGAUACAUUGAUAUUUGGGAAACCUUGUCUAUUGAUAAGAAACGUGUUGGUGAACUUGUCGGCAUUGAAGAACGAUUCCUAGCCAGAGCUGUCGGAGGAAGCAUAUCAACGUCUACGUUUAAACAACAGAGAGUUCUAGCAAUCCAUAAACGUUUCUAUACUGCAAUGAUAUUAGAGGAUUUAGUCAAUGAAAUUCCAAUAGCUGAGGUAUCCAGGAAAUAUAGUGUACCAAAAGGUCAAUUGCAGUCGUUACAACAAUCGGCAGCAACAUUUUCUGGUAUGGUGACUGUGUUCUGUAGCAGACUUGGUUGGAUCAACUUGGAGAUUUUACUAGAACAGUUUCAGAAUCGUUUAAACUUUGGUGUUCAGCGAGAGCUUUGUGACUUGGUGAGAAUCUCUUUAUUGAAUGGCCAAAGAGCUAGAAUCCUGUACAAUGGUGGAUAUCAUACCAUAGCUAACAUUGCACAGGCUGAUCCCAUAGAUAUAGAGAAUUUACUCAGGAAUUCUGUACCAUUUCAUAGUGUGAGAAAAGCUGAACACGAAGAACAAUAUGAAGCAGAAGAACGAAAGAAAAUAAGGUGUAUCUGGGCAACUGGGAAGAAAGGUUUGACAGAAGCGGAGGCUGCUAAUCUGAUUGUAGCUGAGGCUAAGCAAUGUUUAAAAGGAGAUGUUGGACUUCUUGGUGUUCAGUGGAAUCCAAAUGAUGUGAAAACAACUGUAGAUGGUGGAGUUGGGGCUGCCUUACCUCUCCUAGUAUGCAAAUCAGAAGUAGCUAGGGAAGCAUUAUUACAUAUAAUUUCUAAGAUUGAAAUUUGUAGGGAAACGCAACAAGAAAUUGAUGAGAUUUAUGAUGAUCUAUAUGGAUUUGACGCUAAUUUCUACGAACAUAUUUUACAUCAUUUGGAUGAUCCACUGUAUGAUAGUAAUUCUGAAUUAAAUAAGAAUUUCCCCACUGUAGAAAUUAAGACAGUGGUAGCAAAAGCAAAGUCAGGGAAGGCAGUUGGAGUAGAUAAAAUCCUUGUGAGAAAAGCUGAACACGAAGAACAAUAUGAAGCAGAAGAACGAAAGAAAACAAGGUGUAUCUGGGCAACUGGGAAGAAAGGUUUGACAGAAGCGGAGGCUGCUAAUCUUAUUGUAGCUGAGGCUAAGCAAUGUUUAAAAGGAGAUGUUGGACUUCUUGGUGUUCAGUGGAAUCCAAAUGAUGUGAAAACAACUGUAGAUGGUGGAGUUGGGGCUGCCUUAACCUCUCCUAGUAUGCAGUCACAGAAAAUUCCUGUACGACAUUCAUCUAGUGAAAAGCGUUCCAUCUUGAGUAGAGUCCGGAAUAGAAGAAAGAGUAAGUCUCCUAGAGAUUGUGCAAUACCAGCUGCAAAAAAAAUGUCUGGUAAGAAAGUAAGUGGUAUGACAUGUGUUUUAUCUCCACCAUGGAAGACUAAUUCUGUGGAUAAACAACUGAAACUUGGCUGUGCUUCUGAAGAUGUUUCAAAAGAACAUGUCUAUGAUAAAACUGGUGUCAACACUUGCAUGGAAUUGAAAGAAGGUGGUUUGUCUACUGACUGUUGUAAAGCAGGUGGUACUGAUAAACAUACUACAGUUGAAUUAUCAAUGCAGCAUAGAGGUGAACAUGUGACUUCUGAAAUUCAUCUCCCUCUUGAAGAAAAUAUAGUCACCAAUACUGAAAAGAUGGGUAACGUAGCAAUACAGCCGACUGAGACAUGUGUUAUUGUAAAUGAUGUAAGUAGUCAAGCACAAAAGGGUGUUCUGAUAAAUGGUGGUGGCAAUGACAGUUAUACGCAAGAUCUUUACAGUCCUGAAGUCAUUAACAAGAUCAGUCCAGCACAGUUGCCAAAAGAUGUAGUAAAGAAAGUAGAGACAGGACUAAAGGGACUUCCUGAAACAAGAAAUCACCAACAAGACAGUAACAACGAUGAAGGAACAACAAAUGAUAGAAUAACAACAAAUGAUAGAGUAACAUUAAAAUGUUUGGAUGGCGCAUGUCUCAAAGAUGAUGUAGAAGAAAAUGAUCUCCAGAAUAAAGUUGUUGCCACUCAUGAUGUUUCUGCUAAUGACAUCAGUAUGGUUUCUGCUGAUUUGUCUUUUGCUAGGAAUGAAAACAUGGAGUGUGGAAAGACAUCUAAAGCAGAUUACAUUGAUAAGGUGACAGGAGCAGAAUUCUCUCACAAUCAACUGUUUGAUGUGAGCAUGGCAUCAGUAGAUUCACAGGUUUUAAAUUAUAUGACUGAUUUCUGUACACAGCAUGACAUAGUUGCUGAAAGUGCUUCUCCAAUGUUGGAUAACAAGACAACCACUAGAAUACAGAGUCAAAGGCCAAAGUUAUCUGAAUGCACAUCCCCAAUAUUUAUAUCUGAGGUGAAAAGAGACAUUAGUCCAGGUGCUUUUGGUUGCUCCUAUGAUGGCUUACAAGAGGACUUAGCAUUAGCAAUGAAUAUGAGUGAUACAUUUAGCAGUAGCUAUGCUAAGACACCUGCUCCAUCACAGAAUGUAACCUCCAGUACACCACUACCUCAUGAGCAUGCUAGACAUGUGGACCAUGCCAAUGUUGCAGGUAAUUCUAAUCAAAGAGUGGAAGAAGACAAUCUUGGUAGUCUAAGUCCUGUAGUUAGAAGAUCAGAAGGUGGACAUGUGAUAGGGAAUCCUGAUGACAGUGGUGAUCCGGUUGAUAUGGCAUAUUCACAGUUGGCUAAUGAUUUAGCCAUUGCAGCUGAAAUCACUGAUUCGUUCUCAUUUAGUGAUAAUUGCUUUGUCACUGAUAAUCCAACCAGUGCAUCUGCUGGCAUUGCUAGUAGUGCUGCUGGUCAAUAUGAUGAUGCUGAUGCUGGACAAUAUGAUGAUGCUGAUCUAAAUCUGAACUCUCCAAAUGACAGUGGGGGUGAUUUUAUUCCUCCAACUCCACCCGAUGAAACAUUCUCCAAAACACCAAAGUUAUUACGUACUCAGGGCUUUUCCAACAAACUAGGUUCUCCUCUGAAUUUCAAAAAACAUCCAAAUUCUUUGCAAGCAGAAAGAGAGUCUUCAAAGGAGACUCGUGGUAUCAUAGAAAUAUCUAGAAAUGACAAAAGAAAUCUGAAGUCACAACAAAAUAAACAUUCUGAAAAGCAAAGUGAGGAAUUGGAUGACUCUCCAUCUGAAGAGCUGGAUCUUUUUCUUGACAUCAAUACCCAAGAUUUUGAUAUUCUCUCAUCUCCCAGCAAUCCCUGCAAUGACCCUAUUCCUGUAUCAUCACCAUCUCCCAGCAUUGCUUGCACAGAUGGAUCCUUUGCCAUAGUUGAUGUGUGCACUAAUGUUCAACUAUUUGAAACAUUUAUGAAAGAAUGGAGAAGUAAAUCCAAAUAUUCAUUUUCUUUGGCCUGUGAGAAACAUCGUAAGAAUAUUAUUCAAGGUAAAGGAAUUGGAGCUAAUUUCCACAAAGUCUCUGUAGAUGCAUUGUUGUAA
Messenger RNA from Saccoglossus kowalevskii, 6591 nucleotides. RefSeq names its product DNA polymerase theta-like. Lineage: Eukaryota; Metazoa; Hemichordata; Enteropneusta; Harrimaniidae. Gene Ontology annotation, biological process: DNA-templated DNA replication; double-strand break repair via alternative nonhomologous end joining. The record is from RefSeq and is a predicted model, not a curated record. Gene Ontology annotation, molecular function: ATP binding; DNA-directed DNA polymerase activity; DNA binding.